UCGAUAUUCUUAUCGAUAGUAGUCAACAAAUUUGUAAACAGAUUGGCCAAUUUAUGUUAUUAGAAAUAAAUUGAUAUAUCAUGAGUUGUAACUAUGCUGAAGGUCUUUCAGCUUACGAAAAUAAAGGAAUCCUCGGUGCACCGGAAAACUUCGACACUGAAGAAGUUGUGAACCAAAAAUGCAAACAGUUGGCUAACUUAAUUAAGGAUUCGAAACAUGUGGUGUUUCAUACAGGUGCAGGUCUCAGCACCUCAGCUGGUAUUCCCGAUUUUAGGGGACCCAAAGGAGUCUGGACACUGGAAGAAAAAGGAGAGAAGCCUACUUUCAAUAUAUCUUUUGACGAGGCUAAGCCAACAAAAUCUCACAUGGCGUUAAAAGCGUUAAUUGAGCAUGGAUAUGUACAAUAUAUUGUGUCACAAAAUAUCGAUGGCUUACAUUUGAAGUCUGGACUAGAUCGCAAGUACCUGGCGGAGCUGCACGGAAAUAUUUUCAUUGAGCAAUGUCAAAAAUGUCGACGACAGUUUAUAAGCCAGACGACGGUAGCAACUGUGGGGCAAAAGCUAUUGGGACGUCCGUGCAGAUCCGCUGAAGUAGGCCAAAGUCGUAGCUGCAGAGGAGGUAUUAUGCAGGAUAACGUCUUGGAUUGGGAACAUGAUCUACCAGAACGGGACUUAGAUAUGGCAUUCAUGCAUUCCACUCUAGCUGAUGUUAACAUUACCCUUGGCACAACUCUGCAAAUUGUCCCAAGUGGAAACUUACCUCUUAAAAAUCUAAAACAUGGUGGAAAGCUUGUCAUUUGCAACCUGCAGCCCACAAAGCAUGACAAGAAAGCAUUUUUAAACAUUUCAAGUUAUAUUGACAAUAUAUUAGAAAAAGUUUGCAAACGUUUGGGCGUCGAGAUUCCCGAGUACUCCGAGGAUUGUGAUCCAACAAAGAAUGACAAAAUUUCGGAAUGGACGCUGCCGCAAGAAUAUGUGAAAGAGUUGGAUAAACAAUUCAAAGAGUAUCAGAAAACAUUUGCAAAAAGUAAUAAAAACACACUGAUAAAUAAGAAACUUAUCAAAAAGCGCAAACGGAGCGAAUAAACAGCAUUCAAAUAUGUAGUUACUAAGCUAAGUACAGUAUAAAUCAAAUACAUAAUUAACCAUACUGCCAAUAA
Messenger RNA from Drosophila mojavensis, 1159 nucleotides. It is a transcript of the gene Sirt6, whose product is annotated as NAD-dependent protein deacetylase Sirt6. Gene Ontology annotation, molecular function: NAD+ binding. The transcript is spliced from 5 exons. The coding region runs from base 81 to 1085 and encodes 334 amino acids. The record is from RefSeq and is a predicted model, not a curated record. NCBI's taxonomy places the organism in Eukaryota, Metazoa, Arthropoda, Insecta, Diptera, Drosophilidae.